GCCCGGGCCCUCAGCCAGCAGCUCCUCCCGCAGGUUGGGUCGGGUCGGAGGGCAGUGCUCCGGGGGCAGCCGGGCCUCAGCAGGCUUUUCUCAACAGGGAUGCCAGGUGCCCGGAGGCAGCCAGGAGCUGGUCCAGCUCUGGAACGACCUUCACUACCGUCUGGUCAUGAAGCGGCUGGGCGUGGCCACGCUCACCCCAGUGCAGAAGUUCCGCUGCAGAAAGAGGUACACCGCCGGCCUUUAUUUGUGCGUGCUCCCCAGGACUCCCGGGGGUGUUUCAUCUAAAACCACGGAGGGGCUGAGGUGAAGCCGAGACAGGAGGUAAAUGCAGGAGAAGUCACAAGAAGCAGUCACCGUCAAAAGGUAGCAGGCUCUGCGACAGCCAGAGCACUGAGCUACCCUCUCCAUCUGCUCAGCUGGCCAUGGGGGUGCAGCCCUACUUACGCCAGCAGGACAGGCUCUGCAGGUGCCAUGGGCUGGGGUCUUCAGCACCACCCCUCGGGGCUGCGGGGCCUUUCAAAGAGAGGAACCCGCCCCCGCCCGCCCUCUGCCCCGACGGCCCGAAGAGCCGCAACUUCCCCCGAGACGUUCGCCAGAAGCUGCACGACUUCGCCUCCGCCGUGAGCACCAACCCCAGCAAGGCCGAGAGGGAGAACCUGGCGGCGGAGAUGAGCCUGAGCGCGGAGCAGGUGUACAACUGGUUCGCCAACUACCGGCGGCGCAGACGGGCCCUUCUCCAGCGUCGUGCGCCGGCCCCGGAGGACGCGGCGGUGGACCUCCGCGUGAGGGAGGCGGCUCCGGAGCGCCCGCAGCCCGCGCGCCAGCCCCGCCCUGGCCCCGGCGGCGCGGCCCGGCCUCGGUGGCCAGCAGGACCGGAGGAAGAUGGGCCCGCACAGUCCACGGAGACCACUCAAGGGCCAUGGGAGUCGCUGGCUCUGGCCCCGGACUUCUCUGGAGAUGAGACGCUGCCGAAGCCAUUGCCUCCCAGGUCUCUGCAGGGCAGUGAGAUGUACCAGGAGGGUCCUGGCCGAAGCCCUGCCACUCUCCCCCACAUCUGCCCAGGCCCUGGCCUCUGCCCUCUGACUUCUGGCAGUGACAUGCUGGACUCUUCCCUGGCUGCCCCUGAGUCAUGGCUGAUGUCCCUUGCACUGGCGUCCUCCAAGGAAGUUUCCUUCCAGACUGGGCAGCUGGUCCAUGGGCAUGGGCUGGACCUCACGAUGCGCCCCGCAGAUGCCACUGUGGCUAUGUCCAUCACUGCCCUCGGUGAGCCCAGCUCCACAGGAUUCGCUGACCCACCUGCUGGCAACCCCCCGAGCAUGUACCUGGAGGAAGGUGCAGGCGCCAGCGGCGGCCAGGCAGAACAGCAGGCGGGCGGCUUCCUGGUGACACAGCCUCCCGAAUUCCUCCUAGCCCAGAGUCUGCUGGAGUUGGCACCGGGCCCUUCCUUUUCCAGCCCUGUUUCUGCUGUGGACCUGAGCCAGCCCGUGCCCUCUAGCCAGGUGCAGUGGCCCGACGGCCAGGCCUCCAGUGAUGCCUUCUGGGGAGCCAGAAUGCUUCUUGAGCUUUCAGGGGGCAGCCUGGGUUGAGAUGUCCCUUUGGGGUAUCCAGCCAGUGCCCCCAGGGGAGCAGGCGUGGACAUCGAGCCUUUCAACACAUGUUACAUAGAGCUUUAUUCCGACUGAAGAGAGGCCCCAGGGUUCCUUUGGGGGGUUCCAGUGAGAAGCACUGAGGCUGCGUAGCCCCCUGCCGUGUUUGCAUAGUUUGGUUGGCCGCUCGCUGUAUCAGAGGAGGCAUUUGAGAAACGCUCUUGAGCCCAGAAGUCCAGGGGGUCUGUUUCACUCAGGCAGUGGGAGAUUGUGGAUUCGAGCUCCUGGGCUUGUAGGUUAUGGGCAGGGAAGGCCUUUCUGGAGACAAAGGAGAAUGUUGCACUGCUGUCUGCCCUCCCUGCCCUAUGACAAGGCCGAGCUUCACCCAGUUAGGUUGGCGAGUGGGGCGUGGGUAGUGCUGUGACACUCUGUGUCUUGGGGGUGAUGUGGUUGGGACGGCACAGGCAGGGUGGGCCAGGGUGUCUUUUCCCUACAGGUUGGAGUUUACUGUGUUUGUGAAACAGAUGUUCUAUUCAAUUAAAUUGCAGUUCAAUGUUC
This is a messenger RNA of Mustela lutreola (European mink), 2144 nucleotides long. It is a transcript of the gene ANHX, whose product is annotated as anomalous homeobox. Gene Ontology annotation, molecular function: RNA polymerase II cis-regulatory region sequence-specific DNA binding; DNA-binding transcription factor activity, RNA polymerase II-specific. Gene Ontology annotation, biological process: regulation of transcription by RNA polymerase II. The transcript is spliced from 9 exons. Bases 423 to 1586 code for a protein of 387 amino acids. Gene Ontology annotation, cellular component: nucleus; transcription regulator complex. Lineage: Eukaryota; Metazoa; Chordata; Mammalia; Carnivora; Mustelidae. The record is from RefSeq and is a predicted model, not a curated record.